AGACAUAAAUAAGGCAUCAAGGAAUCAACUUCGUCAAAGCUUAACAUCCAGUUAUGAAAACCAUUAAAGCUUUUAUCAUUACUAAUUUGAUCUAUCAAACAUUUGCAGGAGGCCCGGGAGUUCCACAAUCUAGCUUUACAGUUCCAACGCCAUGCAUUACAUGUCGCAAAAUUUUUAUUGAUGGAGAGCCUCCAUCCAAUGUUGAUUGUGAUCCUGGCGCAACAGCAAAGGUUCUUACAACAGUAUUUUUCACAACAGCACUAGGAACAGUUGAUGGUGCCUGUACAGAUCCAGUUGUAGAAAUAACUGUUUUUGAAAAGCACAACACAAUCUCAUUCUUUUCAACGGAUGUUUCUAUGGAAUUUAUUCCUACAUAAGAUGAAUAUUUAUUAAUAAAAAUAAAGGAACUUAUUAAGCUUUACAGCAAAGGGUCUACAACAUGAUAGGAAUUAAAUUUGUUUGGAAAUUCCUGCUAAUUUCUUGUCAUGCUGUAAAAUCCUUGCUUAACUUUAAUUAUUUCUACAAAGCUUGAG
Molecule: messenger RNA, 533 nt
Organism: Chironomus riparius
Lineage: Eukaryota; Metazoa; Arthropoda; Insecta; Diptera; Chironomidae
Source: the annotation of a GenBank genome assembly